GCCUCCAGAUUAGGGGCUGGGAUGCAAGGAACCAAGGGUGGUUAGCAGGGUGUUAGGGGCUAGAAGUCGGGUCUCUUUGAAUUAACCCCCAAGAUGGCUGGGCAAGUGACCAGUGCAUAGUGAAUCUGAGGCAGAUGACUGAGGUCCUCCAUUCUCUAUGUGAAAUGCAAAGGAAAAGGGUCACUGCUGCUGAAGGCAGUUGAAGUGUGACUGAGCUCCUCCCCAGCCAAUGACUGCACCGGCGUGUCUGAGAGCUGCAAGGUUCAAAACCCCAGGCUAGGACAGCAGCUCUCUCAGAGAAGGAAGUGGGAACAGAGCAAAGCAGCAGCAUGUCUGAACUGCAGAAACUUCAGCAGCAUGAAAUCCCCUCUGCCAGGCAAGUCCUGAGGGAGAAUUACAGCAAACUUCACAAAGUGGCUGACUACUGUGAGAACAACUACAUGCAGGCAACAGACAAGAGGAAAGCCCUGGAGGAGACCAUGGCUUACAGUGCCCAGUCCUUGGCUAGCGUCGCGUACCAGAUCAGCAACCUAGCCAGCAACGUCCUCCAAAUGUUGGACCUGCAUGCAACUGAACUCCACCAGGUGGAAGCCAACGUCUGCUGCAUUGCGCAGAUGGUAGACGUGCACAAGGAGAAAGUGGCUCGUCGAGAGAUUGGAACGCUGACAGUCUGCAAGAGGCCCCCCCACUACCAGAAAAUCAUCUAUCCAACAUAUCAGGAACCCCUGGAAGCUUACUACAGGAAACCCCUCAACUUCAGCACCCUGGAUGAUGUUGGUCAUGGGAUAAAGGACCAGAGCACACAGUUGUCACGAACGGGAACCUUGACUCGGAAAGGAUCCAAGACAUCAUCUGGACAGUCUACAGGCACCCUGGGGAAAAACCCUCGUAUCCCAGAGCCCAUUCAACUGCCUGUGGUUCCGGAAGGCAAACUAUCAGCAGCGUCCUCCACAUCAUCUUUAACAUCCCUCAGUUCCAGUGGAGCAGCUGGCAACAUCAAUGCCAAGGUGCCUAUCACACAACCUAUGCCGCCCUCACUGCCUCCUCCAUUGGACAUAGACACAAUGCCUCCUCCUCCCCCUCUGCCUCCUGUAGACAUGCCCGAACCUUCACCCAUCGGUUUUGAGAUGCCGCUCCCAGAUGUCCCGCCACCAUUCUCCAUGCCAGAUGCCGACUUCCUGGAGCUCCCCCCUCCGCCCCUGCCAAGCUUGACAGAGUUUGAAGAUUUUGCCCCUCCUCCUCCUCCUCCUCCCCCCCUGGGUACAGAGGAACCUGCGUGGGCGCCAGACAGCUACUUGGAGAAAGUGGUGACCCUCUACCCCUACACUCAGCAAAAGGAGAACGAGCUCUCAUUCCCAGAAGGGGCCGUCAUUUACAUGACCCGGAAGCACUCGGAUGGUUGGUGCGAGGGCGUGACCAGCGAGGCAGAGGGGUUCUUCCCAGGCAACUACGUGGAACCUUUCUGCUGCUGACCCUGCGUGGAUGCAGGAGAUGACACCACUAAGGACCAGCAGAGGUUUUCCUCCUUCACCCUUCAGGGUUAAUGGAGCCCAUUCUCUCUGCCAAACCAGGGAAGCCACCUCCACUGCCCCUGGCUACAGAAUUUAUCACUAUCCAUUUACAAUCCAGAUUGAUCAGAUUAUAGAUUCCCCCAUUCCCCGUCCUGCGCUGGGGCACAGACAGACCCACAUCCCUGGCAGACGGCAACAGGGAAAGGUAGCGCUCUGAAUCCAGGACUUAUCAGGAGCAGCUUUGGAGGCCCAAGAAAGUGCCCUGCUUUGGCACUGCUACUUUCAGGUCAAAUCUUAGACCCCCAGAGCUCAAUGUGAGUUUUUCCAUUGCUUACCACUGGGGACCAGGCUUGAAGCCUUUAACCUGGAAUCCCUUUGCUUGAGGCUUUGAUUAUUCUCAGCUCUUUUAUUUCCACCCCCUGCACGUGCACCAUGAUCAGAGGAUCCUCUUCCGGGUUCCCCAGGGAGCCUGCAGCCAGUCCCUCCCACUCACCAGAACGAAUGCGGCUGAACAGCAGAAUGCUGUUGACUAGCUGGGAAGGGAGUCUGAGGUAGGCGUGUGGCAUGCUCGGAGAUUCCCAAUGCUCGGGGCUGCUCCAAGGCUUCCCCACUCAUGACUCCUGCAGUAGCUUAGAAGGUGCUGAGCAGGCUCUCGUGGGUCUAGUGAAGAGCCUUUUCCCCAGCAACUGGGACAGUGCUGCCCAAACAUGGAAGUAGCAAUGGGCAAGAGACCGAAUCUCAGCUCCGACAGAGUCACCUGGUGACCUUGGGCAAGUCUAGUUUCUCAAUUUAGAAAGCAGGCACAGUGCUUCCCUGCCUCGCAGGGCUGGGCUAGAGAUUAACGUGGGUGCGUGGAGUGCCAUUGGCACAAAGCGUGAUGGCAGAGCGACCGGCAGCAGCCUAGACAGGCAGAGACACGAGAAAUGGAAAAACAACUGGGGAAGGUGGUUGGAAGAUAAGAGGAUGUUUUGCAAUGAGCUUUGGCAAUGAGACUAAGUUGUAUAAACCAGAGCCAGCAGAUCCAGGCUCAAGUGCACAGGAAUAGCCCCCUUGUUUCCGGCUGUGUAAGGAUACAGAGCCAGGUAGUACCCUAUCAGGUUGCUGCUUGGGGUAUUAUGAGCCUUGUCCCCAAAAUGCAAAUGUCAGCAGAGCUGCAGCUUCUGCUUUGCCUCCCUUGAUUCUUUACUGAAAAAUGGCAGCUGAUUGCCUUGAGGUUUGGAGUGAAAGAAAGGCAGCUCUGCCUUUAAGCCCCACCCAGGGUCUUGCCUCAUGGAAUUUUGCUGGGCAAUCCAUGCUCUGAAUGCGCUGUGGGGACCUGCCUUGCUGAUGUCUCACAGCGCAUUGGAAGUAGAAAGGGAGGCUCGUUGAACCUGGUCCCCUCUAAUGCCAGGUGCUGUUGAGAGCAUUAGUGAGCAGGUCCUCUACUGCGUGCUGUUGCUCCUGCCUCCCAGCUCCCUCACUGCUUAGAUAAAGGUGCCCACUUUUAAUAAAGAGUUCUAAAAGCUUGUGUCUCCCCCAGCUGUAGUGGAUGGGUGGGAACGUCAGCUGCAGGCUUGCCCCUGCUUAAAUAUAGCUGAAAUGUACCAGCAACACACCUGGAAACGAGGGAGUUAACGUACCUGCAAUACCCUUUGUAUUUUUUUUGUUUUAAGGUGAGGUUUCUAAAGUGGGGAUAGUGGAUCAUGGGUGGUUUAUGGUGCUGGCUCUCCACCUUGUUGCCAGCUGCUAAACUGCAGACAAAAAUAAUGAUCUCUGGGCCAUUUAAAGCUUCCUCCGAGAGCAGCUGGGUGUUGAGGGAGGGGAAUUAAUCAUGCACCUCCCAGCUGGGUGUGGGAAUGGCAAAAAAGGGAGAAGGAAUCUUCCAAACAGCUGGCUGUAUUAUUUGCUGCCAUAGGCAUGCUCCAUAGACCUAGCCCUACUCAGUCACUUUGCCCUUGGCCUGUUCUGUUUACCCCCCUGCUUCAUGAGCCACAAUGAGAAAUUAACACGUUUGUCCUGGAACUCGGGUAGGUAAGUGGUGAAGGGAAAGGUGGGGAAAAGGACAAGCUCCAGGGUCUACUUAGCCUAAGAGCAGUCAACAGGAAAACUCUCCCCAGCUUGACAGAUGAUGAACAGUUACAUCACCUGUGCAAUGUUUGCCUUUGGCCUAGUUGUAGCACCUUGGGGCCCCAGUCAGAGACCUCCCCCCUUUGAAGUCAAGUGUUUACAGGACUCAGCCCCUGGUAACACCGGGGUGGGUGUGUGGUAGCUUUUAAAUGAACAGCAUCAUUGCAAGGAGUCAGACUCCACAGGAAAAACCAGUGGCUGAUGGAAGUGGAUUAAACCUCCAAAACUGCCACGUUUACGUUGAAUGGUCCCAGUGCUAAAACACACUCACCCUUCCCUUCAUGAGGGUGUUUGCCUCUGCACCUGCUAACUAAACCCAUUUUACAGAGGGAUCUAAUGAAUAUGCCAAAGUCCCAGAGAGCCAGGAACAGAUCUCAUCAGAGGCCCUGCUCCCUUUUCCUGGACCACAGCAAGUCAGUUGACAUAACUACCAGGCUUUGCCAGGAGUAAGACACAUGACUAGUGGCUAGUGCUAAUGGGGGGGUACUAGAUACAAGACCUCUUCCUAAGCUAGUACUCUGGUUUCUGGCACCAGGAAACAUCAUUUGCUCCCCCUUCCUCCCCUACAGAGAAAUCCCCCCCCCCAGCCUACCUUCCUCCUUCUGCGUCCUGGGCAGCAGCCCAUCAAAGAUGAGUGACUAGAGCCAGAGACUGCACAAAUGGCUUCUCCAAGUGCCACCCACACUGCUUUCAACAGCCCCAGGGAAAAGCUGAGAAAGUGAAGUCACAAACCUGUAGUCGCCUGGGCGUGUGCAUAUAGAGAUAUAUAUUAAUAUAUUUAUGAUCGUUAGGGGCAGGUGGGGUGUUCGUUUAAAUGUCCACAUCAAAAUACAACAUGUGCAG
Molecule: messenger RNA, 4460 nt
Organism: Chelonia mydas (Green sea turtle)
Lineage: Eukaryota; Metazoa; Chordata; Testudines; Cheloniidae
Gene: ABI3
Product: ABI family member 3
Exons: 8
Coding region: 330-1472 (380 amino acids)
Biological process (GO): regulation of cell migration
Cellular component (GO): lamellipodium
Molecular function (GO): SH3 domain binding
Source: RefSeq, a predicted model, not a curated record